AUGGCGACCUCGAGCACGUUUACAUUUUUUCCAGAUCUACCCAUCGAAAUUCGUCUCUAUAUUUGUAAGUUGGCUUGUUUCCAGCAAAGAAAUAUCGAUGUAUCAUUUGGUUCACUCCGAAUGGGUGGGAACGUGGGAAGAUGUCCGCCAACUGGAGGUAAACUGGUUACUUACACUAAACCUCCACCGAUCCUACAUGUCAACAGAGAGUUUAGGGUGGAAGCCCGCAAAUAUUAUAGCCAUGUAGACUUUUCACGCGAAGUAUUUGACGGACCGUUCAAGGAAUCUCAGCUUUAUAUCAAUUGGGAGAUAGAUCGAUUGUGUUUCGGCUCAUUGAUUGAUUUCAUGAUUCAUGAGGGAGGCUAUUAUAGCGAAGGAACAAGUAUUAGUUCGUUCGAAUUACGCAAAAUAUGUCUGAAAAAUGGACUGAAAUAUUUGGGCUGGAAUAUAGCAGACUUUGAAAGCUUAGGCACAGAGGGUUGCAAUCAUUUGCGUGGAGAAAAAUCUAUGGAAGUGGCGCAUGUACUUCCCUGGAAUCAUCAGAUUGACGAUUGUGUUAUCUUUUAUAAUAAGGGGACGGAAAAUUCCAAUUCCAGAGGAGAAAUCGUCGAAUUUGGUUCGGCUCCAUUAAUUUUACGUGAAAAUAAAACAUGGCUUCAUGGCAUUCAUUUUAAUACAGCGAAGAAUGACUUCCAGACCGGAAACGGUUUUCAAGGUGCCGGUGCACUCUUCCUUCAUCAACUCGAUUUUCUUGAUCGGCGAUGGUGGAUGUAUCAUAGGUUUUUGGGUCAAGAAACGACAAUGCAGGCUUUCGAGGAAGGGCGGGAGGCAAGAAAAGCUGUAAACCGAGUGCGUCUUGUUUAUAACAUUGAGAAAGUGGAGCCUGCGACAAUUUGA
Messenger RNA from Botrytis deweyae, 897 nucleotides. RefSeq lists its product as uncharacterized. The record is from RefSeq and is a predicted model, not a curated record. The transcript has a single exon. Bases 1 to 897 code for a protein of 298 amino acids. NCBI's taxonomy places the organism in Eukaryota, Fungi, Ascomycota, Leotiomycetes, Helotiales, Sclerotiniaceae.